GAAAACCACCAUUCCAUCCACCGAGAUGGCUUCCACCGCUGCCAAGUUUCGUUACCAAAAACUGAGAAAUGAAGGAGGAACUGACGCCGGUGAUGAAGGGGAGAAGGUGCUAGCAAAACCAAGAAGCAGCUAUAGCCUAAAAAGGGUGUCCAUGAAGAGAAGAUUCCGGCUCAAAAUUCCGGGACUGAGGAGGUUUGCAAAGGGAAAAUGGAAGAUGGCUUCUUCUGUGAGGGUCUCGUUUGGGAAGGUAAUGAAGAGAUUGAAAGAGAGUCAGGCUCAUUUUGGUGAUCUUUUUGCUGGGAAUUAUCUUUUCAUGCAAGUUAGUCCUUCCUCAUUGAAUUUCAUUCAAAAAUCUUGUGAAGGCCCAACUGCCCUCAAUGGGAUUCCUUCUAGGUACUCUCUUCCCAAGGUUAAUGCUUGAAUAUUGCCCUUUUCCUUGGUUAUCCUAUCCAUUUCAUUUCUCUU
Messenger RNA from Rubroshorea leprosula, 465 nucleotides. Lineage: Eukaryota; Viridiplantae; Streptophyta; Magnoliopsida; Malvales; Dipterocarpaceae. The record is from the annotation of a GenBank genome assembly.